This is a messenger RNA of Neocloeon triangulifer, 757 nucleotides long. Its product is annotated as C-type lectin-like. Gene Ontology annotation, cellular component: external side of plasma membrane. Gene Ontology annotation, molecular function: carbohydrate binding. Gene Ontology annotation, biological process: biological process involved in interspecies interaction between organisms. Lineage: Eukaryota; Metazoa; Arthropoda; Insecta; Ephemeroptera; Baetidae. The transcript has 4 exons. Bases 117 to 632 code for a protein of 171 amino acids. The record is from RefSeq and is a predicted model, not a curated record.
GUAGCAAUUACUGUGUAUCUUAAAAAGUUCAUGAAACGCAAAUCAUUUAAAGUUUCACGGUUGACGUUAAUUAGACUACUGCAUCAAGUUGACCCAGAUUUGACUGCAGGUCAAAUAUGCAGCGUCUGAAAGUGCUUUUGGGCGCAAUCUGUGUACUUCUCGCGAUUUCACGGGUCUCCUCAGUGACAGACGAAUGGAUUACUUUCAAGGGUGGAAAAUACAUGAUGAAGGUGUUAUCGGAACCUGACACUUGGCAUGGCGCUCUUAAACAAUGCAGGAACCAGGGAUAUGACUUGCUAACAAUUGAAACGGAAACGGAGCACGAACAAGUUGUUGUACUUUUCGGGCAAUACAUUACUGAUAGAAUGUGGAUUGGCGGAAGUGAUCUUGGCAAGGAGGGCAGCUUUUACUGGUAUACAAGUGGGGCGCCGGUGAACGUUUCUGCAGCCUGGCACCGUGGCGAGCCCAGCGGAAUUCCCCCUAACAGCGGCCCUUGGAACAAGGAAGAUUGUAUGCAGUAUUAUAACAACAAGGGAAUUAUUAUGUGGAACGACUCGAUGUGCAGCAAAAGAUACCCAUUCAUUUGCGAAUAUUAUGAUCCCUGCGCAAAAAGGUCAUUUGUAAUUGACUAGAGAGUAAAAAUGUCAUAUUAAUCGCAAAUAUAAUUAUUCAGAUACUUCAACAUUUUAAAAAACUUUAAUAUUACAUAUUAUGUACCGCAUUUUCUAAAAAAUAGGUAAAAAAAAAACACUUCUUU